Cuscuta epithymum is the source of this 1820-nucleotide messenger RNA. NCBI's taxonomy places the organism in Eukaryota, Viridiplantae, Streptophyta, Magnoliopsida, Solanales, Convolvulaceae. The record is from the annotation of a GenBank genome assembly.
UCAAACGUUGAACUUAAUUUGUGAUAAAAGAAAUUCGAACAUGACUAUAUAUAUAAUUCAUCACUCGAUCUAGAUCGAACGCAAAAGAAGAAAUCAAUGAUGGCUUUCAAGAGGAAUUCGAAAAUGAUGAUCUGCACAUUCGUGUACUUGACCCUCACAUUACUGUCUUCUUCUGCAAAACCAUCCUCAGCUGCCAAAAUAUUCAAGAGGAUUUAUGCAUUCGGUGACUCUUUCACGGACACCGGAAACACCCACUCCGCCACCGGCCCCAGCUCCUUCACUUACGUAUCCAACCCGCCCUACGGCCGAACCUUCUUCCACCGCCCCACCAACCGAUACUCCGACGGCCGCCUCGUCAUCGACUUCCUCACCCAAGCUCUCUCCCUCCCCUUCUUGCCGCCCUACCUCAACCCCAACGCCGACAGAUCUUACGGUGUCAACUUCGCCGUCGGUGGCUCCACUGCCAUAGACCACAGGUUCUUCGUGGAGAACAACCUGAGCCUAGACAUUACCCCUCAAUCACUGAAAACGCAGCUGACAUGGUUCAAUAGCUACUUGGAAAGUGUGGGGUGCAGAGACUACAAAUCAACACCAAAGCAGUGUGGGGCGGUUUUUGAAGACGCCCUUUUUUGGGUUGGUGAGAUUGGGGCCAACGAUUAUGCAUACACCCUCGGAUCAAACGUUCCUGCCACAACUAUUCAGCGCCUUGCUGUCUCGACUCUUACUACCUUCAUACAGGCAAUGCUGAAGAAGGGCGCAAAGAAUAUGGUGGUACAAGGGCUGCCUACCACGGGCUGCUUAACACUAGCCCUCUACUUGGCCCCGCCAGACGACAGAGACGCCAUGGGGUGCGUAGCCUCCUCCAACAACCAAAGCUACGCCCACAACGCCAUUCUCCAAUCCAAUCUCGACAUCCUCCGCCGACGCUUCCCCCAGGCCACCAUUGUGUACGCCGACUACUGGAAUGCCUACAAGUCCAUCCUCACCAAUGCCAAACGCUACGGCAUCACACAGCCCUACCGAGCCUGUUGCGGUUCUGGGGACGCCGCCUUGAACUUCGACGUUUUCGCCACUUGCGGCUCUCCCACUGCCGGAACAUCUUGCCCGGACCCCUCUCAGUACAUUAAUUGGGACGGCGUUCAUCUCACCGAAGCAAUGUACAAUGCUGUUGCAGAUCAGCUUAUCAAUGGCACCUUUUCUCAUCCUCCCUUUCGUUCCUUGCUGCGGGCCGCGCCGCUCAGCAAUUCCACAAGUUAAGCUAGCUAUUUAAUGGCACCUUCUCCCAUCUAUCUUAUUCCCUAGCUAAACCCCAACUUUUGGAGUUUUGUUUGUCUUGUAACUUUGCUUACUUUCAAAUUUUAUCAUGUACGGAGUAACUAAUAACUUUAUACUCCCUCCGUUCUUUAUUAUUAGUCCUUCUUUCCUUUUUGGGACGUUUUUUUUUAUCUGUCCUCCUUUCCAUUUAAGGAAAGUUUUUACUUUAAAUAUACCUUUAUGCCCCCACUUUUAUUACCAUUACCUCUUUCUCUUUCCUACUUUUUCAUUUACCCACUACUCAUUACACCUUUUACACUACCCUACUACUUUACUCUUAAAACCCGUGCCAAAGCCUAAGGGGACUGAUAUUAAAGAACGGAGGGAGUACUUUGGUGUCGUCUUUUCCGAUUUGUUUUUCCAUUUUCUGGAGUUUCCAAUGAAAAAGAUGUUAAACUGAAUACAUUUAUUAGUUAUGAGAUCAUAUUUCAGGCUUGUAAAAUUAUAAGACUAAUAACGGACGCCACACAAAGUUAUGAGAUUAAAAUUAUAAGACUAAUACGUAC